AUGUCAACCACGUGCUCCACCUUGUUGACAGUACCUUUUUUGGCACUCGUUUCAGUUCCUCUCAUCUUCUCGGCAUAUAUCACCAUCUGUCUCUCUGCGCUGACUUUGUUUCUACGACUUUUCGUCAUCUAUGUUGAGCUAUGCUAUGCUAUAAUCUCAAACUACUUUGUGAUUUCAACAUCAAGCAAGUCUUCAUUGCUGAAUUUUGCCUCUGAACCGACCACCCCAGCCGCCUCUGCCACGCCCAAGAGGCGAUCCAUCGAUCACGGCGUCACAGUGAUAUUGCCACACUCCAGCAACCAUCGCCAACUAGCCCCCUUUUCUCGUGGGCAGACUCGCCCGGCGCCAGCUCGACGGCGAAGUUCGAAUUCUUCAACCGGGCGCCCCGACGGCGACUACGCCCGACCUGUCCGCAAGGAAGAGCUGCGCAGGAACGGGCUUGCUACCCCUCCCUCUGCUCUGCUGACUCUUGUCAGCGGAGAUGAAGGCCGGGACUUCGAAGGCGUGGGCGGCUGGCGCUGCCCACCAUCCGCAAGAUCGCAGGGCCAUCUUUCCAGGUCCGCAUCGUCCUCUUCAAAGGACAGCAUAAGCGACGAGGCAGAUGAGCGGGCCUGGCUCUCAAUCAAUGAUCGUCUCGAGCUCCCCUCGCAGCCCUUUCCACUGCGGAACCACCCCGAAACGGCAGACAUUCUGCCCUGGAGACACAGGCAGGCCGCUUCUCGUAGUCCCGAUGGCCGCAGGCAGCGCCAUCACCACCGUUCCGCAACCACCUCCCUGAUUCCAAGUCAAACUCGCCAAGCUCCUACUUCUCCGUCAGUAUCCCGGUCAAACAGGUCAGAGUUCCAUUUACCGGCCGGCUCGGAGGUCCGCCCCGGAGGUAUCUCUCCGCGGCCACGGUCUCAGGACGCAUCAUCUCUUUCGACAUAUUCUAAUUUCUUCCGUGCCAUGGUUAGUGUGCCGCAGACACAUUCACAUUUGCAUCCAUUAAGUUCAUCCGAGGGCCCGGGUGGUUACUUUGCUUUUCGCCCGGGAAAUGGAGCGAAUAGCAGCGGGAGUGCAACCACAACAACGGGCACGACUACACCAGUCGAGGAUCGCACAACGCCCCGUAGUAUGGGAAGAUUCAUGGCUCAUUAUCCUACAGGUGUGAGAUAUCGUAGACGAAGUGUGUCGGGGCUCAACUCUUGA
Messenger RNA from Aspergillus thermomutatus, 1188 nucleotides. RefSeq lists its product as uncharacterized. Bases 1 to 1188 code for a protein of 395 amino acids. Lineage: Eukaryota; Fungi; Ascomycota; Eurotiomycetes; Eurotiales; Aspergillaceae. The record is from RefSeq and is a predicted model, not a curated record. The transcript has a single exon.